Messenger RNA from Pelmatolapia mariae (spotted tilapia), 5970 nucleotides. Its product is annotated as homer protein homolog 3-like. The transcript has 11 exons. The record is from RefSeq and is a predicted model, not a curated record. Bases 440 to 1540 code for a protein of 366 amino acids. NCBI's taxonomy places the organism in Eukaryota, Metazoa, Chordata, Actinopteri, Cichliformes, Cichlidae. Gene Ontology annotation, cellular component: postsynaptic density; plasma membrane; cytoplasm. Gene Ontology annotation, biological process: regulation of store-operated calcium entry; G protein-coupled glutamate receptor signaling pathway. Gene Ontology annotation, molecular function: G protein-coupled glutamate receptor binding.
CUGGCACAGUGGUGGGAGGGGAGCACAGCACACAAGUCCUGGAGGAGGUUUGAGCCAAGAGCACUGUGCUGCCCGACUUUUCAUCGACAUUCGUCCGUCUGUCCGAGCCGCAAAGCUGAGCCAAACGUUCGCGGUGCGUAAUUACGCACGGAUACGACAGUUCCGCGGUGUUCUUGGCUGUGGAAACCCCGCGGACAAAGAAGGGCAGGCGGGCUGGAGUGCAACUGACUUGAGCGGAGCGGAGUACUGUUGGAGGGGAAACUGGAGGAAUCUGGAGUCGGAAGUGAUUUGUCUUUUUUUUCCCGAGAAAUGUAACUUACGUCCAGGAUUUUAGGAAAGGAAAAAUCUUUUUGGCGAGAGGGGAAUUAGGAGUGGAUUUAACCCCCAAAAUAACAUCUAAAUCCUCGGAGCAUGGGAGGAGUUGUCUGCCAGCUGUAAAAUGUACCCGCUACACCGAGAGAGAGAGCAGCCCAUCUUCAGUGCCAGAGCUCAUGUCUUCCAGAUCGACCCGGCCACCAAACGCAACUGGCUGCCGGCCAGCAAACAUGCUGUCACUGUGUCCUUCUUUUAUGAUGCCACCCGGAACGUGUACCGCAUCAUCAGUGUGGGUGGAACUAAGGCCAUCAUCAACAGCACCGUCACCCCCAACAUGACUUUCACCAAAACCUCCCAAAAGUUUGGCCAGUGGGCAGACAGCCGGGCCAACACCGUCUACGGUCUGGGCUUCUCCACAGAGCAGCAGCUGCAGCAGUUUGCUGAGCAGUUUAAGGAGGUGAAGGAAGCAGCCCGUCUAGCCAGAGAGAAAUCCCAGGAGAGGUUUGAACUGGCCAACCCUGCACUCAACAUCGCAGCUCCACAGCUUUCACAGGAGCUGUCGGAGGACCGCCAUUCACCGCCGCUGCUGACAGUCAACGGGCCCGGGGAGGAAAAGCUGUUUCGCAGCAAGAGUGCUGAAGUGGAGCUGACAGCAGAGAAAGAAAGGGUCAAGAAGAUGUUGUCUGAAGGGUCUAUGUGUGAGAUCAACUUGGAAGCUGAACUCUUCACUCUUCAAGACAGCAAUGCCAAGCUGGUGGCAGCACUGCAGGAAGCUAACAGCAGCGUGGAACAGUGGAAGAAGCAGCUGGCUGAAUACCAGGAAGAGACCGAUCGCCUCCGAGACCAGGUGGCCGAGCUUGAGGCCCAGCUGGGGCGUCCUGCUGCUGGACAGCCUGGUAAAGAGGAGCUGAGCCGGUCACUGGAGGAGUUGGAAGCCCUGCUGCGAGCCAAAGACCAGGAAAUUCACAAUCUACAGAGCAAGAAAACAGAUGUUGGCGAGCUAGAAAGGGAGAGGGAGGAGGCCAUGCAGAGACUCAAGGAUCUGGAGAGACGAAAUGUGGAGCUGGAGGAUCGCGUUCAAAGCGCAGAAAAAACCCUGGCCUCCAACCGGGAGGAGCAGGCGCACGCGGAGGUCGAGGUACGACGGAUCAUUGAUGUUCUGGACAUCAAAAUCGGUGACCUGAACAACCUGAAAGAGAGUCUGGCAAAACUGGUCAGCAAGUAGCCACAGCAGGAGCUGGGGUGCAUCUCCACAGUCUCAUUCCCACCAGUUUAACUGAUCUAACGGCAGAGACGGGAUCAGAGCAACAUGGAGGCAAACACACUAUAGUUGAACUUUCUUUGUUUUUCACCAUCAGUCCAGCAUUGGAAACCUCUUAAAGGUGCUAUGUGCAGAGCAAACCACCAUUGCCAUUCACACCAUUCAUAUAAAAGCCCUUCUGUUGCUGGUGCCAUAAAAAUGAGCACUUUUCAGACUUUUUUAUCUCCUCAUUCAGACAUGAGUCAGAUUUACAUUAUGGCUUCCCUCAGACGUAUCCACAAAGUGAUGCAAUCUUUGCAAUACAUGGAGCAUUGGAGAGUUUUAGUGACUUAAACACACUCUGCCAAUGCUGAAACAUCACUGAGUAAAAAAGAGCUCUUGUACUGAGCCUCCUGCAUCGCCCUCCACAUUGCAUUCCUCAGAUUACCUUGCGUCUUGGCGAGCCCUGUCCUCUUUUUCCCUCUGCUAUGCUAAAGUGAUGUAUAAAUGUUACUCGGUCCACCCUAGUAGGAUUGCUGUCGCAACAUAGAAAAGUUACCGCAGUGUUCAUUUGGAUGUAAACCGAUGCAUUCAAAUGCCGUGCGGUAAAUGGAAAGAAGUGCAUGUCUGAAAGUGGCUUUUGUCAAAGUCUGACCUUGUGAUUUUCAGUAGUAAAGAGGAGAGGUGAAGGAUUUCAACCUAAUGGUAUAUAACACCCUGAGUUGAUUACCGUAGAAUUUUGCAAAGGCAGAUAUUGAAGGAAGAUUUUUACCUGACAGGGUUUGUACUGUUCUGUUUUCCUGCAAAGUAGGAAGUCUGAAACCCUCAAACCAUGAAAACUGCAGCGCUGUAAGAGCAAGGGUUUCAUCAACCUUGGGAGAGCUGUGAAAUCAAAUAUAAUCUGCUUUUAUAUUUUAUAGCUAAGUUAAACAUAAGCAACUUUUCAUAAAUCUCGAUGUUUGGGUCAUAGAAACAAAGUGGCUUUCCAUAAAUGCUUAUUUCAGUGCAGUUUUGGCAGAAGCGUUUUCUCUUUUUUCAGUUCUUAAAUUUACGUAUUUGUCAUGUCUGCUUUUAAAAAGUGACGAUUCUCUGCUGAUACUGUGGAGAUGCACCCGGUAAAAGUGUGAGCUGUGUAAGAGCCUCUGGAAGCAAAGGCCCUGAAUAAACUCUGCUCUAGUUCACCGUCAUCAGCCUAGACUGGUCUGACACCAGCCCGAACAUCUACAAACUCAGAGAUGCAACAACCUGCUCCCAUUCUGUCUCCUCCAUCGCCAGCGUACAACUGUUUUUGUUCAUGUUUUAUAAGGACUGCUCUUUCUCACCACUUACUCUAUUAUUUAUGUUCAUCGAUGAGUUACUCGCAGUUAGGAUGGAGAAAACGGCCACAAAUGUUGCAAAAUUCAAGCUGCAGGAACUGAGUUUGUUAUGGACAGUAAUAUCAGCAGCUCUGGUCUGUACACGUGCCGUUUUCCCACCCGGACACUGAGAUUGCACUUCAAAGCGUGUGUGCCAAGUUUUAUUUCGUUUACAUUUGUCCGUGUUCACAAAGUUAUAUAACAAUUCUGCUUAAUGUACUUUUUCCUUGUUGCUUAACACUAUCAGUUACCAUAAUAGUAAUAACCCUAGAGAGAGGCUCGGUGGAGCUGCAGAGUAGAUCACUACAAGAGCCCUGCAUGAGCUCUGCAGAAGCCCCAUACCUGCCAAGAAAUGUGAAGCUGUGUGUGUGUGUGUGUGUGUGUGUGUUUACCAAUACUAGUUCAAAACCAUUGAUGUGAGGACAUUUGGAACGACCCUAACAACUUUAAAGGGUACUUUGAAGGGACAGAUACCCCCAAAAUGUACAUGUUUUUGCUCUGGUGAGGGUGACGAUUAGAAGCAUCUGCUGCAGACAUCUAUGCGUUCUCUUGAACAUAAUGACCACAAACACAAACAAUGCAUUUGAAAUCAAAGAAAUAGCAGAACUUUUGACCCUGGUACUUUGGUGUGAGCUGGUUUGUGUAGGAGUUAGUUUCUUUCUGCCCAGCUGCACUCACCAACCAAACGAAGAUUGCAGCUAGUCAAGUUUACAACAGAGCUGAGGAGGCUGCUGUUAACGUUUACAUGCUGUCACGCUGUUGUGAGUAGAAACUUCUCAUUACAGGUAGAUCCAGUGAUACAGCUGAUAGGCUUGGUUAAGUAGACAGAAUAUAAAUCCUACAUCAAACUGCUCACAAGGCAAAACUGCCUUUUAGUUCCAUUAUAUUAACUAGCACAUGCCUGUGCUGUAGGAUUGUUUGCUGUGUUACAGGUGUGUAAAGGCUAAAAUCAGGUCAAUUUAAAAGCCUGUCACAGGUGAUUGCCAGGCAACCUAUACUAUAUCAUAAACAAUUGAAACUUUUUGGAUAUAAAUUAGAUGCUAUUGUUAUGAAAUAAUAAGAUUUGAUGCUUUUAUAAGGUGUUAAAUGCUAAAAAAAAAUUACGAGGUGGCUGUCAUGUGAUAUGGAUAAGAACCUUCCUAGGAUGUACCUGUGUGCCAACUUUAAUUGCUCAAGUACUGGUUUUGUAGGAGGAGCUGGAGGAAACAAAUGUUGCAUAUUAUAAUAAAAUCUGUGUAUUAUAGUAAGAUGAGAAGGUAGAUAUGUCUACAGCUGAGGUCAAAUAGAUUUAAAUGGAUAAAUAAAACUAGAUGUAUCUUAUUUUGAGGUGAAAUGUCCCUUAAGGCUUUGUUUUUGUGUUAAUAUUGGCAUAACGGUAAGGUUAGGGAGCACGAGUGUCCUCACAUAAAUGGUGAAACCUGUGAGGAUGUGUGCGUGUAACCUCGGACUGCUCCAGUUAAAAGCACAACUGCAGAAGUUUUAGUAAAUUGGUACUUAAUUGACUUGUCUGUCAGCGCUGUAUGAGAAUUUCUGAUGCACAAUAUCUAUCGAUCUUUGCUUAAUGCCCUGCAAUGAAUUAUUGAUUUCUUCGUAUGACAGUAAUAGUCUAGGUACAAAUAAGGUGCAGGUCUUUGCAGCUGGUGAUGCAGUGACUGCCAGAAUCGUAACAUGUCAAAUUGUGAAAUGUGUUAAUGUAAUAAACUACAAUAUAAUGUAAUAGCAUCCCCUUAUUACCCCCCUUACUUUCCUUGUUAGUGUUAUAGCAUGUUCAGCUGACAGUGUAUAUGAUAUACUGAUUUAGGAUUCUCUUAAGUUUUACUGCAGAUAAUCAAAAGAAUUGCUGCAGCAGUUCUAAUUCUGAAUGUACUAAAUAUGUUAAUAAUGCCACAUUUCUGCAUUAUAUUGCUAUUAUCACAUUAACACUUGGUAUAAAGAUUGAUAUUUCAUCACUUUGACAAGUUACAAAAGGUCUGGGGGUUUCUAACAUCAGCUGCUACAUGCAACAAUUAACAAAUUAGCAAUAAUAAAAUUCUAGCUUAAUUGCCUGUUAAUAGUUGAUACAAGCACUUUGUAGAUAAUGAGUCCUCUGCAAAGUCUUAUGUUUGCAUUUUUUGUCAUCGCUCCACCAGAUUAUGCGAAUUUGCUACCAGCCUUUAGUAAGCAUGAAGAAAACAGGCUAGCAGCUCCUCUGGAUAAACUCCACAUGAAUGACAUCAGAAACACUUCAAACGGCCUUAUUCCUGUGUUUGAGUGCUGCACAAUAACACUGCGUCAACGCAUUAGGAGUAGUUCUUGUGUGCUGCAAGAGUAAAUACUUUUUCAUUUUAGAAUAAGGAUAAUUAAGCAUUUCACAAUACGUGAUCAUGAUACAAAAUAUAAUCAGUGGUCUUAAAACUGACUAAUGUGCAGUAUUAUUGUGUAGCUACAUAACAUGAAAGGAGUAAUCCAACUCAUAUUUCAGGACCUGUUGAGUUAAAUUGCACUUCUGUCUCCUUGUAGAGAUUUGGUGUUUUAUUAUCAUCAUCUGUGGCUGCAAUGAUAAACCACGUUUUACUACUGCACUUUAUGGUUCUGUUCAAAUAUGCCUGUCCUGAAGAGUUAAUAAUACACUUUGAUACCCCUUAUUGUAAAGUCUCACAAUACAUUUUGUGAAAUGCAGAUCACCAGCUGUUUGAAGGAUAUAUUUUUGAACUUGAGUGUAGAUUCCUCCGAAAAUACGGUGGAAUAAGGACUUUUAAAAAAACAAACAUCUGUUGCCCGCUCUGAGAGAACGCAGUAUCAAAGAUGUCCAACAGAAGCCACAACUGGAAUCGACAAACAGCCAAUUUAUGAGUGACACUGAUCUUCAUCUCAUGUCAGCUUUUACCCAUCAUUCAUUGCCAUCUGACACAUUUAACCUUUCAGUAUGACUAAAUACCUCAGAAUAGUUUAGUUCAGGUUAGUCUCAUUGAAGUGUUGUGAAAUACAAAGAAGGUACAAAAACUGAAUCUGAGGAGAGCAGGUGCUUGUAUGGGAUUUGUAUAUAAAGGUUUUAAACAUUAAAACUGUCAUGCAAAGUCA